Molecule: messenger RNA, 2513 nt
Organism: Pocillopora meandrina
Lineage: Eukaryota; Metazoa; Cnidaria; Anthozoa; Scleractinia; Pocilloporidae
Source: the annotation of a GenBank genome assembly
CAUUUGGGGGUUUGUCCUUUUAGAGGGAUUCCAUGCCCUGACUGUAAAUUUACCAUGGCACGGGAAGAUCUUGAUACACAUAGUGCCAAACAGUGCCCAUUGAGAGGCACGGUGUGAUUUCUGCCAAGAGCAAUAUCCGGAGUGUCAAAUGGAGGUAUAUGAACCAACCAGUACGUCUGGACUCUCCCAAAAUUAAAGCUAACAAGAAUUUUCUUAGGCAGGAGCCGUAGAUAAAUUGAUUAUUUUGGAAAAAUAUUUGUGAUUGACACAAUUUUCACAUGAUUGGGAAGAGAAAUAAAGCGAUCUUGAACGAUUAUGUGCAUUACCAACUAGGAUGCUCUCACUGGCCACUCUGAAAAAUUAGGUAUCAAGAUAGGUUAGGCAACAUGGCAAACUUAAUUAUAUCUGAGUUAAAAAAUAUUAAAAUACUAAAUCGCGCUUAGUGAAGGACCUGGAAAAAAAAUGAAAAAACCCCCUCACAAAAAAAAAAAAAAAAAAAAAAAAACAAAAAACAAAAAAAACCUUACACUCUUAUCCCCAGUGUAUUGACCGAGACGUUCGCGCUCCUGAAGGCAGGAAUCCAAAAGAUGACGACUAUCACCGUCAAUUCACCAAAAGAUGUGCGAGUUUACAACUGAUGCUCCUGUAGCUAUCUUGCCCCUAAUCAAAAACUUCACUACACUUCCGAAGCUCACUCGGAACUGGACAAUGAACCUUUUAAUAAGGCUAAAACUGAUAUCAUGAAUAACAAAAUACAAGAGAUUGUUGCAAGGCCAUCCCAACAUCUCUAGCAAAGAUGAGUUGAGGUUGUUAUCCUUCAGUGAUGCAGAAAGAGAUUAUGUGGAGUGCACUGCCUCAAUGCAUUGGCAAGGUGAGGAAUGGUAUUUUCACAAUGCUGGUUUGCUUACAUCAAAAGUCGACUGACACCACACGUGAAGUGUACAGCCUAAAAGCUGAAUUGCAAUCAUCCAAAGUUUCUCAUGACUCCUGCUGAGCAGAAUUUUGGAUUUUGCCACCACAUUUUUUAAAAUAAAGAUAAGAGGGACUAUGUAUAUUAAUUUGGAGAAGCAGACUCUAAACCAACAGUGAGGGUUAUCUCUUUCUUUUAGUUUAUUCUUAGUUCAUUAUAUAAUUUAAAUUGAUAUUUUACUUAUUUUUGUAUUUGUACAGUGUUUUCGUUUUUCCUGGUUUAUGUCAAAACACCACUAAUGCCGUCCUGUGCUAUAGUUAUAUUUAUUAAAAAAGUUUACCAUUUCGUAAAUUGCAAUCCUUUACUUUAAUCUGGUGACGUAUUUCUAAAGUUAAAUUAAAAUUAGAAUACAAAUAUUUGCAACUGAAGAUGACAUGAGUAAUUUCCAACGAUGUUUUGCAGCUAUAAAAGGGUUGUUUCAUUUCAAGAAUACUAAAAAAACCAUUUACCUCGGUGUGAAGUGGUGGAUAUUUACUUCUUUUGCUCAUUGCUCAGUCACUGAUUUCGUACUAUUAUUAAUUAACUUCCACUUCGGUGAAUUGAACUCGAGCAAAGAGUGAUAGAGAUUGAAUACCAUACUGUAGCUUCCAGGAGAAAACUUGGACGAUCACCUCCUCCAGUUUCAUGAGGAACAUAUCCACCUACUUGUCGAUGUGAGUAAGAACGUUACAGAGCAGAGGGCAUUGAUAUGGAAUCAAAUGAUAAUCUUAAGAGACAACUCGCAGAUCAGGAAAAGGAGGGUUAUGAAGCGUUUUUAUUUAUCGUGAAUCAAGGUUUUUUCAAAUAUUACUCUUGUGACUUAAGUCUAGUAUCAUCCCAUUAUUAGCCUUCAUUUUGAAUUUCGUGAUUAUGCCAUUUCUUUAUUGGCCGUGCUGAGUGCUUAUUUCGCAUUUUUUCCAUGUAAAAUUGGUUAGAUUUAAUUGAUCAAUGUGUGGUCUACAGGCUAAACUUGGGAAUUAAGAGGCUGCAAGAUUGAACAUGUAGUUUUUAGUUUAUGGUACUUUUUCUUUCUCAGUUAUUAUGAAUCUUUUCUCAAAGUGUGACGUUUGUCGAUGAUCAAUAUCUUUGUUUCUGCACUGAUCUUGGAGAUCAAAACUCUUGAUAAAAGCAGCGACCCAAUUACUUUCAUGCCCCACAUGGAAAUAGGUAACAAAACACUUGAUAUUUCCUCGUCGAAAAGCGACUCUUCGAUCACGAAAACUAGAACAACUUUGAUGUUGGUCCAAUAAAUAUCAGUAUAAAAAUGCAGAAAUGUAUCAAACAGAUUCAAAAUUACACUUUACUACAGGAAAUACGCAAGCUUCGGGAGAAGGGAGACCCCCUUCAGAACCAAAUUGCUACUUUUCAAGAGUAAGGCAAAGCGAACGGAGAUGCUAAUGAAGCAGAAAUACUGCAGAUGAAUGGGAAACAACAUGCCUUGGAAAGACAAAUGGAUGAGAAAGAAAAAGCCUCGAAGAGACAAAUGGAAGAGAAAGAAAAAGACUUGAAGAGACAAAUGGAUGAGAAAGAAAAAGCCUUGAGGGUACAAAUGGAUGAGAAAUAA